AUGGCGACCAAGGGAGGGAACGCGAGCGCCGUCCCGAUGGGGGCGCUGCUGGUGGCCGCGCUCCUCCUUAGCUCUUUGGCUCCCGCCUACGCGUCCUCGUACCCCACAAGGGUGGUGAGCGGGUUCCUCUCCAAUGCGGCGUCGUCGGUGGUGAAGCGGCUGUGGUCGCUCAAAUCCACCACCAAGACAGCAGCGAGCGGAGGCAAGUCGAUGGUGAAGUACGAGGGCGGGUACACCGUGGAGACGAUCUUCGACGGCAGCAAGCUGGGGAUCGAGCCCUACUCCGUGGAGGUCACCCAGGGCGGCGAGCUGCUCGUCAUGGACUCCAUGAACAGCAACAUCUACAGGAUGGCGCUGCCGCUGUCCCGAUAUAGCAGGCCGAAGCUUGUUGCUGGUUCCCCUGAAGGAUUUCCUGGUCAUGUUGAUGGGAAGCUGCGAGAGGCGAGGAUGAACCAUCCAAAGGGAUUUACAGUGGAUGACAGGGGUAACAUCUAUGUGGCUGAUGCCAUGAACAUGGCCAUUAGAAAGAUCAGUGAUACAGGGGUUACAACUAUUGCUGGGGGAAAAUCAGGCAGAGGAGGGCAUGUUGACGGACCAAGUGAUGAGGCAAAAUUUUCUACUGAUUUUGAAGUUCGUUACAUUGGCAGUAGCUGCUCCCUUCUGGUGAUUGACAGAGGAAACCAAGCAAUUCGGGAGAUUCAGCUCCACUUUGAUGACUGUGUGUACCAGUAUGAAGCUGGUUUUCCUCUAGGAGUCGCACUGCUUCUUGCUGCCGCUUUCUUUGGCUACAUGCUUGCACUGCUUCAACGCCGAGUUUUAGGGAUGUAUUCAAAUGGAGAUGAGCAGGAACAUGAGAGUCCAGUAAAAGCUAAAUUAUCCAGCAUUCCACCUCCAUACCAGAAGCCACUAAAGCCUUCUCUUCGCCCCACGCUAAUUCCAAAUGAUGAUGAACCUGUGAAACAAGAGGAGGAAGGGCUCUUCACGUCAAUCAGCAAACUUGUGGGUGGAGCAAAAUCAUCAAUUGCAGAGAUAAUCGGCGCCGCAUUCUCCAGAAAGAAGCGAGUAAACAUUCAUCAUCAUCAGCUGGGUAGGCCAACCUCCUGGCCAGUACAAGAAAGCUACGCCAUCCCACGGGACGAGACCCCACCGCCACUGGACACAAGGGCGCCGACCCCUCGCAAGAACUAUGCCUUCAUGUCCAAGGAGCCGGAGAAGAUCCACCACAUCCGCCACAGUCGGCCUCAGUUACAUGGCUGGACCGGAGAAGCAGCACCUCAGCAGCAGCAGCCGCCGCUGCCGACGCAGCCGCAGCAGGUGCAUCACCAGCAGUACCUGCAGCACCACAGGCAGUACUCGGCUGGGCCACAGACCUUUUACGAGCAGAGCUGCGAUGCAACCAAGGAGAUCGUCUUCGGAGCCGUGCAGGAGGGGGACACCAGCCGCCGUCCCGUGGAGAUCAAGGCCUUGAACCACGGGGACCCGGCAGCGCCGUACGAGCAGAACGGGCUGCGAUUCCGCAGCAGUUACAGCAUGGGCUACAAUGGCAACAACUAG
This is a messenger RNA of Miscanthus lutarioriparius, 1554 nucleotides long. Lineage: Eukaryota; Viridiplantae; Streptophyta; Magnoliopsida; Poales; Poaceae. The record is from the annotation of a GenBank genome assembly.